Messenger RNA from Ailuropoda melanoleuca (giant panda), 1310 nucleotides. RefSeq names its product mono-ADP ribosylhydrolase 1 (gene MACROD1). Lineage: Eukaryota; Metazoa; Chordata; Mammalia; Carnivora; Ursidae. Bases 158 to 1141 code for a protein of 327 amino acids. Gene Ontology annotation, molecular function: ADP-ribosylglutamate-[protein] hydrolase activity. The transcript has 11 exons. Gene Ontology annotation, biological process: DNA damage response; purine nucleoside metabolic process; peptidyl-glutamate ADP-deribosylation. The record is from RefSeq and is a predicted model, not a curated record. Gene Ontology annotation, cellular component: nucleoplasm.
CCCAGCGGCGCGCUCGGGGUUUCUGGCCGCGCGGCCCGCCAGCUCGGAGCCGGUCGCCGCUAGCACACACCGCUCGGUCCCGAGCGGAUCAGGGAGAGACGCCCAGCACCGUAAAUAGAGUCCAAGUGGGCGGGGAACCGCCCCGCACCGCCCGCUCAUGUCUCUGAGGAGCCAAGUGUCCGGCCGCCUGGCACAGCUGCGCGCGGCGGGGCAGCUGCUGUGCGUCCCGCGCCCCUGGCCCGGCCCCUCGGCGGGUGCCACGCGGACCCGCAGCAGUGCGUGCGGUUCCCCCGGCGUCCCCGGGCGCGGACAGCCCCGGCUCGCAGCCCCCAGCGGGAGUUGGGGCUUGGGGGGCGGCGGCGGUGGGGCGGAGAGGAGCGCCGGGGUGCGCACCUGGGCCCCCCUGGCCAUGGCGGCGAAGGUGGACCUGAGCACCUCCACCGACUGGAAGGAGGCAAAAUCGUUUCUGAAGGGCCUGAGUGACAAGCAGCGGGAGGAACAUUACUUCUGCAAGGACUUCAUCAGGCUGAAGAAGAUCCCGACCUGGAAAGAGACGGCGAAAGGGGUGACCACGAAGGUGGAGGAGCCAAAGUACAAGAAGGAUAAGCAGCUCAACGAGAAGGUCUCCCUGUUCCGAGGCGAUAUCACCAAGCUGGAGGUGGACGCCAUCGUCAACGCCGCCAACAGCUCCCUGCUCGGAGGCGGUGGCGUGGACGGCUGCAUCCACCGGGCCGCCGGACCCCUGCUCACCGACGAGUGCCGGACCCUGCAAAGCUGCGAGACCGGCAAGGCCAAGAUCACCGGCGGCUACCGGCUGCCGGCCAAGUAUGUCAUCCACACGGUGGGACCCAUCGCGCACGGAGAGCCCAGCGCCAGCCAGGCUGCCGAGCUCCGCAGCUGCUACCUGAGCAGCCUCGACCUGCUGCUGGAGCAUCGGCUCCGCUCCGCGGCAUUCCCCUGCAUCUCCACCGGCGUGUUUGGCUACCCCAGUGAGGCGGCGGCGGAGGUAGUGUUGGCCGCGCUGCGCGAGUGGCUGGAGCAACACAAGGACAAGGUGGACCGGCUCAUCAUCUGUGUGUUCCUGGAGAAGGACGAAAGCGUCUACCUGCAGCGGCUCCCCCACUACUUCCCAGCGGCCUGACGGCCCCCGCCGCCCACUCUGCCCAGGACUGACUCACCUGGGCCUACUGGACCUCGCUCCCAGCUCUAAGAGGUCCCCGAAGCCUGCAGCUGGGCCUGGGCACCCCAUUCUUUCCCUCAGCCCCCUGCCGCUCAGGCGCCUCCUAAUAAAGACCACCCUUGUCACAGCG